AUGGAGGUGGAGUUCUCCUCUCAGCACUCCAAAGCAGGAAUGAUCCGUGUGUUCGGUAAGAAAUGCGCCCAUCCCGGGUGCGUCAAGCAACCGUCAUACGGUAAAGCCGACAGCAAGAUGGCGGAGUUCUGUGCCCAACACGCGCUGCACGGCAUGGUCCACCUUCAUGCUAAGAAGUGCGGUCAUCCAGGGUGCACGAAGGGGCCGUCAUAUGGCAAAGAUGGCAGCAAGACGGCUGAGUUGUGUGCCAAGCACGCCAAGCCAGGGAUGACAAACGUGAAAGACAAGAGGUGCCGCAAUCCGGGGUGCACAAAGCAGCCAUUGUAUGGGCAAGACGGCAGCAAGAAGCCGGAGUUCUGUUCUCAGCACGCGCAGCAGGACAUGGUCGAUGUUCGUAGUAAGAGGUGCGAUCAUCCAGAUUGCACGAAGAAACCGUCAUAUGGUAGAGACGGCAGCAAGAAGCCGGAGUACUGCUCUCAGCACGCGCAGCAGGACAUGGUCGAUGUUCGUAGUAAGAGGUGCGGCCAUCCCGGGUGCUCGAAGCAGCCGUCAUACAGAAAAGCCGGCAGCAAGAAGGUGGAGUUCUGCUCUCAGCACAGGGAGCGAGCAAUGAUCAAUGUGCGGCGUGCGUAA
Molecule: messenger RNA, 633 nt
Organism: Ectocarpus siliculosus
Lineage: Eukaryota; Phaeophyceae; Ectocarpales; Ectocarpaceae
Source: the annotation of a GenBank genome assembly